AGCAUAUGCAGUCAGCAUUUUACUGGACGCCAUCCCAUCCGCGUGAAGGCAAGCCCCUAAAGCCACGGCCCAGAAAGUCAAGCGUCGCGAGGUCUGCGGCUGAAACUUGGUGUCUUUAUCAUCGCGGGCUGGGCACCUGCAAACUAAGUUAGAAGCGGAGUAAUACUGCGAAACGAAGAAGCGUCAGUUUCGUUAGACCAUCAUGGCGACGCAAAUGGCUCCUUCAAGUGAUAAAAAUGCGCAGAGUCUCUGGGAUCAAGCCUUCAGCUCCCUCAGCGCAGAUUUAAAAACAGCACUUGGCCAGGCUGCCACCCAUAAGCGCGACAUUCUAGCCGCCGCUCUGGAAGCAGCGGAGAACCGCAAAGCUACCAGUCUCCGCAAGCGUUGGAAGUUCAAACGCUCAAAUGGAGAAGUCGUGAUUAUCCGAGAUGUCCUGGAAAAGAUCGCCAAAUGGAUUGAUUCCUUCAAAGCAGUCGGCGAUGCGGCUGUGCAGUUUGAUGCCAGCAACGCUUCGCUGCCCUGGGCGGCUGUCAGACUGCUUCUUCAAGUGACGAGGUGGUGUCUCGGAUCAUUGCACGAUCUCCAAAGCGAGUCAGAACUGGGGAGAUCCUCAGCAGACGGAAUCCUCCGUAGUAUCCUGCGUCAGCUGACGAUUACAGAAAGUCAAAGCGAUGUUCGCGACUUUCUAUACUCCGACUUCCAGAAUCGUUCGAAGUCUGCUACUCUUCAGGGCCUGGACCUUCCUAGACUGAGUAGGAAAGACUGUGUAGACCGUAUCGUUCAAGUGGCCCGUGAAGACCCCAUCACAAUAUUACUCGACGGUGUCGAGCAGGUUGAAGACGAGAGUUGCGGUCUUCUCUUGCAGUCAUUAUCUGAUAUCAUGUCAAGGGCUGAGAAUGUUGCCAAAGUGUUUAUCACGAGCAGAAAUAGCUCGGAUAUCCUCUCAUCGCUACCGACUGCGAAAGAGAUAGUUGUGGCAGCAGACCAAGUCCACAAUGACAUGGCCCGGUUCAUUACUCGGAAGAUUGACGACGCCAAACUCAUCAGUGGGAGGCUCUCGCCAAACACAAGAAGCUGCCUGAUAAAGGAGUUGCUACAUGGUGGGGGCGAAAUGUUUCUAUGGGUCCAUCGACAGAUACAGCAGCUUCGCAAGGUCAAGAACGAACAUGAUCUUCUUCCGGCCCUACGGUCCAACAUUCUCUCAGAUCUAGACAAGCUUUACGAGAACGACUUGGGACAGAUCCUACAAUCAGGAGACACACCGCGACAACUAGCCAUCCAAGCUUUCUCCUGGCUGCUGUACAUGAAAGCACCGUUGACUCCCGAGGCGUUAUUAGCUGUCAUCGCUACCGCAAGCAUAGGGAAUGUCCAUUGCACGACGUAUGACAUAUCUGUUGUGUGCUCGAACUUGGUGAUUAUAGACCUCAAUCGCCAAAUCGUCCGACUUGCUCAUCACUCAGUCAGAGAAUACUUCAUACGUACCCAACAAUCUCUGUUCUCCGCUCCAGUAGCUCAUAGUCUUCUGGCAUCGAUCUGCAUAAAGGCCAGCUCGCGUGGACCGCCUGACAACGGAAGCCUGGAACAGCAAGUCAAAGGCUUCUUCUUCUAUGCUGCUACGCACUGGGCAAGCCACUUUGAGAGUUCAAAGGUUGCCAAGAAGGAAGAGAGGCUAUUUCAAGACACGCUGUCUUUUGUCUUUGAGGAUGAAGACUAUGAUGUCAGCCUUUCCUUCGAAGCUUGGCUGGAAAUUGCGAAGGAAAUUGCAACACUCCUGCCGCGGGAUCACCCUAUGAAGCCGGCUCUUGAUGCCAUACAAAACGAAACAUCAUCUCCUCUCUUCUUAGCAGCUGUCUUUGGUAUAGACGGCCUGAUGACUCUUCUUUCAGAAUCGGAGAGUGAUAUAGACUGGGACCAACGAAAUGACCUUGGGCACACCGCACUCUACCUCGCCGUCGCUACAGGUCAUCUCUCAACUGUGACGACUUUGAUUGAGAAGGGUGCAGAGUUGAACAUCGAAUGCGGUGCAUACGGAAGUCCGUUGCAUGUUGCGUGUUUCAGAGGAUAUGAAGAGAUUGUUGAGAAGCUUCUUCAAAACGACGCAUCUCCGAAAUGUGGUUCGAAGUUUCAGAGUGCUGUUCAAGCUGCAUCUCAGGGAGGGCAUGAAGAUAUCGUGCUCGGUCUCAUUAGGCACGAUGCUACUAUUGACUCCGAAGAUGACUACGAGCAAGUCAUACAGAUGGCAACGGAGUAUGGCUUCAUCAGGGUCAUCUAUCAGCUUCUCAGGCCAGAAUUCAAGCGCUUUAUAGACAAGGAAACCCCGGACAAAAACAAGAUGCGGUUGGCCAAGGCGAUAAAAGGUGGCCAGUUGUUUGUACUACAACGCCAGCUAUCCAAAACAUCAUCUGAUGCGAAAGACAUUUUCCCAAAAGAUGCGGUUGCAAUUGCGGCUCUCGAUGGCCAUACAGAUAUCGUCAGGUAUCUCCUGGAACAAGGUCUUGAUAUCGAAGCCGAAGGUCAGUUCGGCACGCCACUCCGCUCGGCUUGCUUGAUGAACCACAAAUCCACGGUCAAAGAGCUACUCCAGCGUGGUGCCAAUGUCAACACAGAGGAGCGGAAAGGCAAUGCUCUUUAUGUCGCCGCUGUGAAAGGUCACGCAGAUAUUUUCAGUAUCCUGCUGGAAGAAGGUGCAGAUCUUCACCAGAAAACGGGGGCUUCUGGCACAGCGUUGCAAGCUGCAGCGUACUAUGGUCACAAGCUUGUUGUUGAGAGGCUUCUUGACGCGGGGGCGAAUGUCCAUGCCGAAGGUUCAUCUCCAGAUGCGUUCCAUGCCGCUGCUGAAGGUGGGCAUCAGGGGAUCAUUAUGCUGUUCCUGGAACGAGGCUACAAGUUCCUUUACGAGCCGCCCGGUCCCAAGUACAGCAGAGCUCGACCCUCGCCAUACAGGCCGCUAUAUCGGGAGGCUUCUCCUGGAAGGGAUAAACACCCCCGCUCUAAAUUGUGGCCGCACCUUUACAAGCGGAACGCCAAAACGGCCGAAAAUGUCGCUGAUACAGAUGCCCGUGACAACAUCACUCGAGUCGAGACUGAUGAUGGAAUGGAGAUGUUCGCUAAUGAUCAAGGGGAUUUUCUCCGUAGAGAUGAUGAUACCCAGGACGGUUCUCAGAAGAACCGCCCUCUUGAAGCUAGUGCUGCCGGAGGGAAGGACGCAGUUGUCAAGGUAUUACUGGAGCAAAAGGAAAGUUUGGGAUUCUGGGAUUAUGAGGUUGGUACUGCUCUCAAGGCAGCUGCCUCCAACGGACACUUGAGCACCGUUAAGAUGUUACUCGAUCACGCAUCGAGGAUGAAGGGUCCUUUUAUUGAACGCAUCUACGCAACCUUGGAGAGCAUACCUCAAGGGCGUCACGAUAUCUUGCAGCUUACUUUUGCCAAAGCGUCUGAAGUUGGCUGCACGGCAGAACAAACUGACCAGUUGAGGCUGAAACUUCCACCAGGAGAAGAAAAGUACAAAGUCGCGGUGAUUGAGCCACAUGCUCUGAAAGCAGACUUUCUGGCAUGCUGCACUUCUGGUAAUGUAGCCGUUAUGGAGGCUAUCAUGGGUUGCAAACACCAGCAACUACUGCAAUACAACGAUCUCCUGGAAGGCCUCCACAAAGCUGCAGAGGAGGGUCACGUCUCAGUAAUCAAGAGCUUGCUUAAUCUUAGUUGUGAUUUACAAGGCGUUUCAAUUCCCGAAAACACACUGAUAGGCGCUGCUGGAAAGGAUCUUGAGACAUUGAAGUUUCUCCUUUCUCAAAAGGUCGAUGAAUCUCAUUCCGAACUCCUUCUACGCCGAUUGGUCUAUGCGGCUUGUAGCAAGGGACAGCCUGACAUCAUCGAGUAUCUCGUAUCCGACUUUGGUAUCGAUGUCAACGCCAACGUUCCAGAAGACGAGAAACCCAGGUAUCUGAGACGUUGGAGGCAGUCUGUCGACCCUCGCCUUGCCAGUGCCCCUAUAACUGUCACUGGUGAAGCAGGUGGCUCACGGUCGACCGACGGCCCCCGUCUUGUCAGUCCUUUGCAAGUCGGCCUGAGCGCUUUUGAUAGCUAUAAACUGCCCUACUAUGCGAGAUAUUAUAGAGAGAAAACAAUGCCUCAGCAGCAGAAAGUCAUCCAAACACUGCUGAAGCUAGGGGCCGAUCCGAACAGUCUAGGCGGAAAGGAUGUUUAUCCUCUUCAAUAUGCAGCGAGAGUCCGUCCAGAUGUCGUGGUAAAAGAGCUGCUUGAAGCUGGAGCAGAUGCCAAGCUUACCGGAAAAGGAGACUCGGCUCUUAUGGGAGCAGUGCAGAGAGAAAUGGAAGCUAUGGCGGCUACAACAAGACUAUUGGACAGUGGUCACCAACUUCCAGACUAUUGUGAUGGAGGCAAGGUUCUUCUAGCUAAAAUUCUCGCGUUCUUUGAAGGUGAUAGAGAGCGACAGACCUUCCAUAGCAUUAUCGUUGACCCAGACGGCCGCUUUUUACAGGCCCCGUCUUUGGAGUACGUCUUCGAACAAGGACCAGGAGCGGUACUCGAGUUCCUUGUACAGAAGUAUGAUACAAGCAAGCUGGAAGACACAAGAUAUGAGCUAGUUUUUCAGAUGGCCUGUGUUCUCGGCAAAGCUCCUCUUGUCGAGUUGCUCUUAUCUCGAGGAGUCGACAUUGACGCCACGGGAUACUACUACGGGAGUGCUCUACAGGCUGCGGCACGGACUGGCCAGCUACAGAUUUUCCAGAGCCUAUUGAACAAGGGAGCAAACGCAAAUGUGAUACAGGGUCGUUGGCACACAUCCCUGCGCGCGGCCAUUGUCGGUGGUCACCUCAACAUCGUCGAGCUUCUGCUUCAACAUGGCGCAGAUUCUAAGUUGAAGUUCCAAACGGAACGAAAGUCAGAGAACGAGAGGGAAGCUGUAUCAUCAAGCACGCUUCAGAUGGCUCUACAAGAAGGACAUACAGAAAUCGCAAGACUACUCCUCGAGACAGACCCCUCACUGAUUAAUGAAGAGGGCCGCCUCCAACAUCCUCUUAUCAUAAGCUGUCAAAAAGGAGACCACGCCAUGACAGAGCUGCUACUAGAAUCCAAUGCUCUAGUCAAUGUCCGGGGCCACAAGGAAGCGAAUGUGACAAGUAUAGAGGCUCGAGAUGCGAGUCCUUUGCAUGCUGCUAUUUCUGGAGGCUAUGUCAACCUCGUCGAAAUGCUUUUGUCGAAAGGCGCUGACGUCAACAUUGAAGUCGAUGACUGUGACUGCCGAACACCUCUGCUAGCAGCGAUUAAAAAAGCAGAUUUGCGCAUAGUAAGACUGCUUCUUGAAUCUUGUGCAGAUGUUUCUAAAUCUACUGGUGCUCUUUCGAGUGCUGUGGGAGGGAAUACAGGUCUUCAAAUGAUCAAUGAACUGAUUGCGGCUGGCGCAAAAGUCGACAGUUCCAGCCUUCAAGAAGCAUGCAGAAGCGGAGAUCUUUCCAUUGUUGAGGCGCUUCUUGAACAGCUGUUCAUUGACGGGGUGGAUCCAUCUGAGAUCAUCGACGAAACCUUGGACUCACUCACAAUGGGAAAGUCUACUGACUACAGAACACUCAAUCUUCUACUUGACUAUGUGCCCCCGACUCCCAAAAGAUUUCUCUUCACGUGUUCCUCAGGUUCUGUUCCUCUGGUGAGAAGAAUAAUUCAACAAGGCAUGAGUGUCGAUGGCAGCAAUGAAGAGGAGGAUAGCCCGUUGCAAGUGGCUUGCUACUACUUGAACUUUGAAGUUAUACGGCUAUUGUUACAACGAGGCGCAAACGUCCGAGCGAGAUCGUCUCAGCCGGGAGACCCAAUUACGCUAACGCUAUGGGCUUGCGCAUCACCAUUGCAACAGCAAUUGGAGCAACGUGGAACGAGACACCAAAAGUACCUGAAUUCAGAGGUGGUGGACUACCGAACUACACAGAGAUGCACCAACAUUGUUCGAAUUCUACUUGAGUACGGUGCCACUGCUGAUAAUGGAACAGAUGAACCGGAGAGCCCGCUCCAGCUGGCUUCUUUCAUUGGCAGCUUCGAAAUCGCUAAGCUUUUGAUCGAACAUGGAGCCAGCCUGGAUAAAACCACGGGAAGCUUCAAGACUCCCCUCUUUUCAGCUUUACAGGGAAACAACAGGGGCAUCAUAUCACUGAUCCUGGAAAAGAGGGUCGACGUCAACUAUGUACAUGCAACUCAUGGUACAGCAUUACACUUGGUAUGUCAGUACAGCGAUGAGUCACUUGUUCUCCAGUUGCUUCAACACGGUGCCUCACCCGCUUUGAAAGACGCAAACUGA
Messenger RNA from Fusarium odoratissimum NRRL 54006, 6307 nucleotides. RefSeq lists its product as uncharacterized. The coding region runs from base 203 to 6307 and encodes 2034 amino acids. Lineage: Eukaryota; Fungi; Ascomycota; Sordariomycetes; Hypocreales; Nectriaceae. The transcript has 3 exons. Gene Ontology annotation, molecular function: protein binding. The record is from RefSeq and is a predicted model, not a curated record.